Messenger RNA from Serendipita indica DSM 11827, 4815 nucleotides. Lineage: Eukaryota; Fungi; Basidiomycota; Agaricomycetes; Sebacinales; Serendipitaceae. The record is from the annotation of a GenBank genome assembly.
AUGGCUUCCAAGCACCAUCACGGGCAUCAUACUGCACACGGAGAUCACCAUGGUCACACUCAUCAUGUAAACGGCGUCGCGAACAAGAAGGCGACGAUGACGGUCGACAUCCCAAAGGCUGGGAUAUCAGAGACUGACGCGAUUAGAACUCCAAAGACACCUCAGGAUGAAGGGAUUAGCUGGUUUGAGUCUUCCUCCGCCAGAAGAGAACCCGUUCAGGUAUACGAGCUCGUUCUCGAAGCAGACGGUGGCCCAAACAAGAAUCGCGCGUACACGCGUCUUCCGCCACCAUCGUCGCCCUACAUCCUCAGGCUCACGCUCGAAGCCGGCACCCCUGCAUCCAAGAGUGGCGUCCUCAAGACAAACUUUCCUCUGUACGGUGGGAGCUUUGAACGCACCAAGUUUGUUGAGAAAACUCUCCCCCACGACUUUUCCAAACCGAUUCAGAUCGACCUCCCUAUUUCUUCGGCCGGUGUAUUCGUCUACUGGAUCGAGUACGAUGGAAAGAAUGGUGAACGUGUCAAGGGACGUGAGGGAUACUUCAAUAUCGAUCCUGUUCUCCGUGCACCCAAGCGAACUCCCAUCCUCACCGCUGAUGGCUGUCUCGAACGGCCUGGAUCUGGCGGAGCAACCACCAAGGAGACGACUCACAUUCCGCUCGACGGACUUUCCAUCCUCACCCUCGUGUCAAAGUGGAUGGGCACACUCGAGGAUUGGAGUUCGUUCUACAAAGAGGCCGCUCAUCGUGGCUACAAUAUGAUCCACUACACGCCACUUCAACAACGCGGACAGUCGAUGAGUCCAUAUUCCAUCGCAGAUCAAAUGGCCUACGACCGCUCGCUUUUCCCUCCUUCAUACGAAGGAAACAAAGAGCAGGGUACCCUUGAGGUUCUCAAAACCCUCAAGAAAGCAAGAGAGGAAUAUGGACUCAUGAGCCUGACUGAUGUCGUCCUCAAUCACACGGCAGACAAUAGCGACUGGCUUCAAGAUCACCCAGAAGCUGGGUAUAGUCCAAUGAACACCCCCCAUCUCACACCAGCACUCGAGAUUGACGAUGCUAUGAUCGAAUUCUCUGGAUCCUUAGAGGCAAAUGACUUGCCUACGGUCAUCAAAUCUCAAGGCGACGUCGACAUGCUCGUUGAUGCUUUUGCGGAUGUUCUCAAUUCGCGAAAUCUAUGGCAAUACUACGUCAUAGAUGUGACCAAGGAGAAGAAGGCUGUCAGACACGUUCUCACGACCGGAACCAUUCCACCUUGGGAUGGACCAGAUGUCAAUGGCAAGUCGGCGGUCGAGCUCGCGAAACUGUUGCGCAGCCUGGAGAAGAUUGAGAACCUCGGAGCGUUUUCGUCUCGUUUCUGUGUGACCGUUCAACCCGAGUACGCAGCAUCAAUGCUCAAGGCGGCCUAUCCGGAAUGCGAUACUGCCAUGUGGGUCGAGACUUGGGGCAAGGUUUUGGAUGUAGUCAACGUUCCACUUUACGAAGAGUGGAAAGAGGACACUCGAGUCGCUCUCGAUAAUAUCAAGAACCGCGUCAAGUACACACGACUUGACCCCAACGGGCCAACGUUGGGCCCCAUUUCCGCAACUCUUCCUUUGGUUGAGACAUAUUUCACCCGCAUCCCUCACAAUCCAAGGACUGCUAAACACGAUCCUCGAGCGUUGUCCGUCGCCAAUAAUGGAUGGAUUUGGGAUGCAAAUCCAUUGCAGAACUUUGCUCUUCGACCAUCCAAGGCGUAUCUACGUCGCGAGGUGAUUGUCUGGGGUGACUGCGUCAAGCUGAAUUACGGAAACGGCCCAGAGGACAAUCCAUGGCUCUGGAAGCACAUGACUGAGUAUGUCACCUUGCUCGCCGGGAUGUUUGAUGGAUUCCGCAUGGAUAACUGUCAUUCGACGCCACUUCAUGUUGGUGUAACGCUCCUUGAUGCUGCACGAGUCGUCAACCCCGACCUGUACGUAUGUGCAGAGUUAUUCACGGGAAGCGAGGAGAUGGAUAUCACUUUUGUGUCUCGCCUCGGUAUCUCUUCGCUCAUUCGUGAGGGAUACAACGCUUGGGAUCCCAAGGAGCUGUCGCGUCUACUCUAUAGACACGGCGUUCGCAAGCCAAUCGGAUCUAUGGAUGGUGCUUGUAUGACGAGUCCUGCCGAAAUCCCCCCGCCUACUGGAAAAGGACCAAGCCAUCCUGGUUUCGUGACACCGCUCCAGGGAUCCGCACCUCAUGCACUCUUCUAUGACUUGACUCACGACAACGAAUCUCCUCUUCACAAACGUUCUGCGGAGGAUGCACUCUCGACGGGAGCACUGGUUGCAUUCUCUCAUUGCGCAACGGGCUCAGUCAAAGGGUUUGACGACAUUCAUCCCAAGCUCUUGAAUCUCGUUAAUGAGAAUCGCAUUUAUGAGAUCACCAAUAAGGGUGGCAUUGGCGAGGUAAAGCGUGUUUUGAACAAUCUUCAUACGGAAAUGGCGCUUCAAGGGUUUGACGAGGCGCAUGUGCACCAAGAGAAUGAUUACAUUGUCAUCCAUCGUGUCGAGCCCAAGACACAACGAGGAUAUCUCAUUGUUGUACACACUGCAUUCCACAAGGGAAACAAGGACACCGGAUAUAUCACUCCGAUUCGACUCAAACGUACCAAGGUCAAGUACAUUAUGGGUGCGACCUUGAACGUACACUCCUAUGAUGAUGUGAAGGACGACAAGCUCAUCAAGGGUUUGGACUCCACCCUCGAACUCCUUUCACCAGUGGAAGGGAGGGACGGUUCAGAUGGUGACGGCCCAUACCAGGAGAUUUUCAUUCCAGAAAAGUUCCCACCUGGAAGCGUCAUGCUCUUCUCGACCCAGCUGGAAGGCCUGGAUCCCCACAUGGAUAUGCUUUGCAAAGAGGGCGUCGACGGUGCAUUCUCCAACCUCACUCUCACCGACCUGAACGUGAUUCUGUACCGCUGCGAUGGCGAAGAACGGGAUGCGACCGACGGGCAAAUUGGCGCAUAUGAAGUCCCCGACCACGGGAAGCUUGUAUAUUGUGGGCUCCAAGGAUGGAUGGCUCCUCUCAAGCAUAUCAUGCAGUUCAACGAUUUGGGUCACCCACUCUGUGGCCAUCUCAGAAAUGGAACGUGGGCUAUGGACUACAUUCACGAAAGAUUGGAGAAACAAGUCCAAGCCCUUCCUAAUCUCGCGGCUCCUGCCAAAUGGCUGAAAGACAAGUUUGAACCAGUCAAGUCUAGGGUUCCAGCUUUCCUUCGACCCAAAUACUUUGCAAUCGUGGUCUCUGAAGCAUACAAGGCAGCGAGGCGAGCUGUGAUCGAACAGUCAUCCGAUUUCGUUGCCAGUGGACACUCUUUUACUCAGGAUCUUGCACUGUCGUCGGUGCAAAUGUAUGGCUUGGUCAAGUCGGCCUCACUCGAUCCAGGAAAGGUCGUUCCUUGCCUGGCUGCAGGAUUGCCGCAUUUUACAAAUGGAUGGGCCAGGACUUGGGGAAGAGAUGUCUUCAUCUCACUCCGUGGACUAUUUUUGACGACUGGAAAUUAUGCGGCUGCAAAGGAGCACAUCCUCGCAUUCUGUUCGACGCUCAAGCACGGACUCGUUCCAAAUCUUCUUGACUCUGUACGCAAUCCUAGAUACAACUCUCGUGAUUCGCCUUGGUGGAUGGUACAAAACAUCCAGGACUAUACCCUCAUGGCACCGGACGGUCUCUCCAUCUUAUCAGAACCCGUCAAGAGACGAUUCCCUCAGGACGACACAUGGGUUCCUUGGGACGAUCCAGUCGCAUACUCGUACUCCAACACUGUCGCAGAGAUUAUUCAAGAGCUCCUUCAGCGACAUGCCAGUGGUAUCUCAUUCCGAGAGCACAAUGCGGGGCCCAAUCUAGAUAUGCAAAUGAAAGACGAGGGUUUCCAGAUUGAUAUUCAGGUCGACUGGAAGACUGGUCUUAUUCAUGGAGGCAGCGCUCAUAACUGUGGAACCUGGAUGGACAAGAUGGGUGAAUCUACAAAGGCGGGUACGAAGGGCGUGCCGGGGACACCUCGUGAUGGUGCACCAGUCGAAAUUACCGGGCUGCUCAAGAGUACACUGCGCUGGUUAUCUGAACUUUCCAACUCUGGCAAAUUCCCAUUCAAGGGUGUGGAAGCGACAAUCGACGGCACCUGUCGCCUGGUCACAUACCAGGAAUGGAGCGACCUGAUCCAGGCGUCUUUCGAACAGAACUAUUACGUGCCACUAGAUCCAUCAGAAGACGCUGCUUACAAUGUCAAUCCGGCCAUAAUUAACCGUCGAGGUAUCUACAAGGACGUCUACGGCUCGGGUGUGGGACGUGAAUGGUCAGACUACCAGCUUCGAUGCAACUUCCCUAUUGCAAUGGUGGUGGCCCCCGAACUUUUCGACGUCAAGCAUGCGCUCGAGGCGUUGCACGUUGCAGACUUGGCCUUGAGAGCGCCACUUGGUAUGAAGACGUUGGAUCCAGCUGAUCUGCAAUACCGUGGCAAUUACGACAAUUCAAAUGACUCUGACGACCCGCAUAUUGCUAAAGGUUUGAACUACCAUCAGGGACCGGAAUGGGGAUGGCCUCUGGGAUAUUUCCUGCGUGCUUAUCUCUUCUUUGAAAAGGCAUCCGGUGCACAUUUGGAUGACACUAUCCACCGCCUCCUGAGCGCGCUGUUGCCCUCGCGUCGUCACAUCCAAGAGGAUCCAUGGGCCGGACUCCCCGAGCUCACAAAUGAGAAUGGGGCCUAUUGCCACGACUCUUGUCGCACACAGGCCUGGAGCAAUAGCACGCUUCUCGACUUUUUGCACGACGUUCACCAUCUCAGCACCAAGACCCAAUAG